This is a messenger RNA of Aspergillus brunneoviolaceus CBS 621.78, 1323 nucleotides long. RefSeq lists its product as uncharacterized. Lineage: Eukaryota; Fungi; Ascomycota; Eurotiomycetes; Eurotiales; Aspergillaceae. Gene Ontology annotation, molecular function: DNA-binding transcription factor activity; transcription cis-regulatory region binding. The coding region runs from base 1 to 1323 and encodes 440 amino acids. Gene Ontology annotation, cellular component: nucleus. Gene Ontology annotation, biological process: positive regulation of transcription by RNA polymerase II. The transcript is spliced from 3 exons. The record is from RefSeq and is a predicted model, not a curated record.
AUGCGCAAUCAACCCCCCACAGUUACACUGGGCGCAUCGGAGAGGAGCAGAUAUCCGCCCGGGCCCCUACACGGGCUGCCAACGUCACAUUCCGACGCUGCCUACCUGAACCUCGAGGAGGCUUGUUUGCUGCGUCAUUUUACCCAGAAUCUGGCUCAAUGGUUUGAUAUCAGUGACCGCGAUCGCCACUUCGCUCUUCAUGUUCCCGAGCGAGCCAUGUUCUGUCCGGUCCUUCGAUACGCGGUAUACACGGCCUCUGCGGGACAUCUCAAUCGCCUAGCAUCAUGUGGCAAGUCGUUGGAGACUCUUGGUUUCCCAGAAGAGGUUCGAUCUCUGCUGAGCCCCGAGACGGCGAUCCGUUAUCACGACAUUUGCAUCUCGUAUCUGUUUGAGAUAUCACAUGACCCAGAGGAAGUGUACAACGAAGACGUGCUCACAGCUGCUACGAUUCUUAGAUUCUAUGAGCAAAUAGAAGCUCCGUCACUAGGUGACUCGGAAGCGUACCUCAAUGCAAUUCAGUUUAAUGUGAAUACGCAACAAGAUGAAUCGUUCUAUGCUUGGUUUAAGAUCCAUGGUCCAAGCCGAGAUAUCAACGUACACGCCUGCCCGUCUGUCUCGUUACGCCAUUCCGCUGCUUUGAGUGCUCUCCGCCAGGAGAUCUGGAGUGCUUUCCUCUACCAACGAGAGUUUAGACUACCGGUCUCUCCGACUAAUGAUUACACCAUGUGCGACGCAGCGAAUGAUUUCAUCUGGACCAACCGAAUUCUUGUGUGGGUGGCUGACCUCUUAUUGUUUUGCUUUGGUGACAAUCAUCGCUCUAGCGCGGAGGAGCGUUUGCAGCGCUGGUCCAAGUUGAAGGCCGUCGAAGAGCGGUGGAAGGAGGCAAAGCCCGCGCCCUACAAGCCUAUACAUUAUCGCGAUCGGGAGCCGACGGUCGGAAAACACUUCCCUGAGAUUUGGCACAUGAACAGCUGCCAGGUGGCAGGGGCGCAGCAUAUUGAACUCGGUCGUAUUCUGCUGGCGGUGUCUGACCCCCGGCGGGCGUCGCGGCUUGGACUCGGUGCCCUGUCGAGGGACAAAGCCCUAGUUCAAGAGCUGCAGGAUUGUACACGGCGUUUGUGUGGAUUGGCGGUCUGGAAUCCCCCUUGUCCGGCUGCCCUUGUCACGGCGAUGGUAGGAAUCUCUAUAUGCGGAGAGUAUUUCACCGAUCCUGGCGAGCAGGGUGCGUUAAUUCGACUACUGGAAGGGCUGGAAUGGGACCAUGCAUGGCCGACAGCAAGCACUAUCAAUGCACUGCAAACUGCAUGGGGUCGCCCCAUUUAA